UCACCAAAUAUAAUGCAGUUAACCGGUGGACCUGGCGAUCUAGAAUCUAGAUUUGCCGCAAAUUGUAACAACCAGCUUCCUAUUUAUACUUUAGAAAAGUUUGUUAACCUUUCUUCUCCCAACUAACUUGAACCGAAAAUUAGCAGUAGCUACAUACUAAAUAAUAAUUCAUAUUAAAAUCCAAUCCAGAUAAUAAUAAAUAAUCAAAUUAAUAUGAACAGAUCACCAAAUUAUAAAUCACUAUCAGAUUCAGAUGAACAACAAGAACAAGAAGAAGAUGAAUUCUUUCACCACCCACUGGCUCACACCGAUCCUUUACUUCCUUCACCAGAUCAAAACCCUAAUUCAGAUGACAUUAACAACACUGAUCUCGAAACCGAAACCGACACCGAGCCGAAAACCGAAACCGAAGCCGAUACCGAAGCAGAGUAUUUGAAAAUAACAGUAUCAAAUCCACAAAAAGAAGUUGAAUCAUCAAGUUCAAUCACAGGAGGUAAAAAUACUCAUGUUACUUAUUUAAUUUCAACUGAAACUAACUUAUCCGAUUACUGCGGACACCGGUUUAGUGUCCGCAGACGGUUUAAAGACGUAGUUACGUUAUCGGACCGAUUAGCGGAAUUGUAUCGAGGGUUUAUUAUACCUCCUAGGCCUGACAAGAGUGUUGUAGAGAGUCAAGUAAUGUAUAAGCAGGAAUUUGUUGAGUUAAGAAGGAAUGCUAUUGAGAAGUAUUUGUUAAGGUUAGGACGACACGUUGUUAUUAGGAAAAGCGAUGAGUUGAGAGUGUUUUUGACGGUUAACGGGAAGCUUCCGUUGUUAGGGAGCGAGUCGGUGACGGCUAGGAUGAUUGACGGUGCGAGCAGGUUAUCGAGGCAGUUAGUUGGUAGUGGUGGUGGAAGUGUUGGAUUUAGGUUGCCUCAAGAUGUUGUUGAAAAAAGUAGGUGGGAUUUUUUUAGGAUUUUUAAGGAGAGCAGUGAUUGGGGUGGUACGGGAUCGAGUUUAUAUGAGCAAGAUUCGGAGUUUCUUAAGAGUAAAGAGAGAUUGCUUAAUCUCGAGAAGCAACUUACGGAUGCUUCCAAGCAGGCAGAGUUGUUUGUUAAAACUCAGCAAGAUAUGUCAGAGACAAUGGGAGCGUUUGGGCUUGCAUUUAUCAAAUUGACAAAGUUUGAAAACCAGCAGGCCGUUCAUGAUACACAGAGAAAAAGGGCUGCUGACAUGAAGAAUCUGGCUACUGCUGCCAUUAAAGCUAGUAGAUAUUAUCGGGAAUUAAGUUCCCAGACUGUCAAGCAUUUGGAUACACUGCAUGAUCACAUGGGAUUAAUACCAGGAGUCCACACUGCAUUUUCAGAACGUUCUAGUGCAUUAUUGACUGUUCAAAGUCUUACAUCUGAACUCGAUUCAUUGUAUCUACGAGCUGAAAAACUGGAAAAAGCAUCUUCCACUACAUUUAGCAAUGAUAGGCCAAAGACACUCAAACUAGGAGAGGUAAGGGAAGCCAUAAGAGUUACUGAAGAUGCAAAAAGCUGUGCCACCAAUGAGUACGCGCGAAUUAAGGAAAAUAACAGGACUGAAAUUGAAAGGCUAGACAGAGAAAGGAAGGGGGACUUCAUAAGCAUGUUGAAAGGAUUUGUGCUUAAUCAGGUUGAUCAACGAGUUCAUCUAAAGCAAAAGAACGCAUUCUCACUUAUCAUCAUUUUAACUUAUAAUUUGUAAAUAAGUUGUAUUGUUUGUAUAUAUUCACAUAGGUUGAUCCGUUUACUUGUAUUGAGUUACGUUAAUGAUACAUAAAGCUUCCUGUUGAUUACCCCUACCAAAUAGCCUUCAAUGAAAGACUAUGUUACCAUUAGUUUCUGAUAUUAGUAUUCUUGUAUUUGCUACUUAUAGGUUGAUCAACGAGUUCAUCUAAAAGCAAAAGAAAAGCAUUCUCACUUAUCGUACGUUCAUAUUGCUUGAAAUUGCAUUUUAACCAAUAAUUUGUAACUUUUGCGCAA
Molecule: messenger RNA, 1988 nt
Organism: Erigeron canadensis
Lineage: Eukaryota; Viridiplantae; Streptophyta; Magnoliopsida; Asterales; Asteraceae
Product: sorting nexin 2B-like
Exons: 5
Coding region: 214-1710 (498 amino acids)
Molecular function (GO): phosphatidylinositol binding
Source: RefSeq, a predicted model, not a curated record